AUGCCUUCCCCUGCUUCCCACGACAUCUUUGCCAUAGAGCUAGAGAGGCUCCGAAACCUCAUGACUCUGGACAAGGAGGCUGGUUGCACUGGACCAGCCCUCGGCCAGUGGGUGAAGAUGCAGCAGGAUGCUGCACGCCAGCAAGAUGAAGAAAGAGAAAACCAGAGAAAACCCAGAGAAGCAGAGAGAAAAGAGAAAGAAGCAGAGAGGAAGGAAAGAGAAGAAGAGAGAAAGCAUGAGCUAGCUCUCAUAGAUGAAGAAAUCACUCUGCAAGUUUCCAGACGUACACCCACUGUGCCUCACAGUCCUGCCGCAUCCUUCCAGCCUCUUACCAUUUCACCACCUGCCUCCUCCAUUUCGGAAGUGAGCCAACCAGUUAACCCCGGACUUGUUCCGGAGGGAAAUUCAAAGGAAGAUUCCUUAACCUCCUCACCUCAAAUUACUGCCAGAGAGGACUCUUCACAUGUGCCAGAGCGCACUGCAAGUCUUGGUGACUCCGCAGCUUCGCAAUCUGUGGUGCCAUCUCGGCUCCAUCAUCCAGUGCCAAGGAUGAAGUUCUGGAACAAGUUCUGCCAGGACUGUGGCCGCAAGGGUCACAUGUCUGCAAAUUACGGAGGGUGUGCUAAUCACAAUAUUCCCACCAUCGGAAUGGCAUUACCAAUUCAUCUUCGCUAG
This is a messenger RNA of Macrobrachium nipponense, 675 nucleotides long. Its product is annotated as caldesmon, smooth muscle-like. The transcript has a single exon. The record is from RefSeq and is a predicted model, not a curated record. The coding region runs from base 1 to 675 and encodes 224 amino acids. NCBI's taxonomy places the organism in Eukaryota, Metazoa, Arthropoda, Malacostraca, Decapoda, Palaemonidae.